AUGGAUGAAGAUUCAAUAGAAGACGCCCCAUUCCCACCCCCGAAGAUUUAUAUUUCGAGUUCAUUACCAGGUUCUUCUGUACCCAUUAGAGCUCCCCUUACGAUUGAUUCAGAUUCUGAAUUCUAUUUAUCAAACAACGAUCAGAUUUACUCACGAACUAGCAGCUUUAAUAGCACUAACAGUAUUGAUAUCAGUAGUUAUGGCGAUGAGCAUACCACUGUUCAUGACGAAGAAGAUGAAACUUUUGUAGCGUACUCAGAUGAAGAAAUUUCGAUAGAAACUUGUCGUGUUAAAGAAUACUCAUUUACUACCCCUUGCGUGAAAUACCCAGAUGGAAAUCAUCUUAGCGAGCGUAGUAAUUUUGAAGAAUCCGCCAUUUUUAGGCCGCUUGUGAAAACCCCAUGUGAAGAAAGUAGCAGUGUUGCUGAUCUUCGUAUCAAUUUGGGUGUGCCUGUUGCUCCUUUGACCAGAGACUGUGACAGUGACAUUGAUUCCGUGGAAAGUGGCCGGUCGUUUGAUUCAGGCGAGAUUCCGGCUGAUGGGAUUGAUCAGAAGGUUACUAUAUCCCCUAAAGUUCGAAUCUUUAGUGGUGAUGAAGAUGAGGUUGAAGUAGAUAAAGAGUCGCAGUUUGAAGGUAUGUUUUCUGAUGAUAGUAUCAAUAGUAUCCAUGGAUUAAUCACUGCCAUGAAGGAUUCUAUUUUAGUAGAAUCAAUUGAGGAGGAGGAACAUAAAGCUGAUUGCUUGAAUGUGGUUGAUUCUCAGAGAAUUGAUGAAGAGAUUCUCUCAAAUUCACUAAAUGAAAUUGAAAUCGAAGAUUCACAGAGAAUUGAUGCAGCGAUUCUCCCAAAUUCAGAAAACGAAACUGAAAUUGAAGAUUCACAGAGAAUCGAUGCAGAGAUUCUCCCAAAUUCAGAAACUGAAAUUGAAAUUGAAGAUUCACAGAGAAUCGAUGCAGAGAUUCUCUCAAAUGAAAUUGAAAUCGAAAAUGAGUCCAAGAAAGCCCUAAGUGAAAAGGAAGAAGAAACACAGGUAGUAAUCCAACCAAUAAAAUCAAAGUUACUAAAUCUCAUUCAUCUUCUUGGUUUAUCAAAACAAGAUUCAACCUUUCUCCACAGACUUACCCUCAGAAACACCAAGUUUGACUCAAAUUUGACCAUUUUAGUCAUAGGAAAAACCGGAGUAGGCAAAACAGCAACUAUAAACUCCAUUUUUGGAGAAACCAAAGCCACAACAGAUCCAUUCAAUCCAUGUACAUCUUCUGUUCAAGAAAUACUUGGCAACAUAGAUGACAUUCAUCUCAAAAUCAUCGACACACCAGGUUUUCGAUGUUCCCCUUAUGAAAGAUCUUAUAACCUAAAAAUUCUCUCAAACAUAAAAAGAUUCAUUCAAGAACACUCCCCAGAUGUUGUGCUUUAUGUUGAUAGGUUAGACAUGUACACAAUGGACCAUAAUGAUUCACAUCUAUUAAAGCUAAUUACAAGCUCACUUGGAUCCUCAUUGUGGAGAAAUUGUAUCAUUUCUCUUACUCAUGCGUGUUCUAAUGAUCAUGAAUCCAUGGGUGAAUUUUUGUUGCAAAGAUGUCGGUUUUUACAACAAGAAAUUGUUAGAUUUGGAAGUAGUGAUUGGGGUAUGGGAAAUCCAGUGUGGCUUGUUGAGAAUCACAUGGGUUAUAAACAUGAUAGAAGUUGGAGAAAUCGGCUUUUUGGAAAGGGUAACGAGUGGAAUUGUGUUAUGCCAUUUGAGAUUGUGGAAAAUCGGAUUAAGAAAGGUUUUAUUGAAGGAGAUGGUUAUUGUUUGAAGGUUUUUGGAAUGAAACGUUGGUCUUUUGCAUGUCGAUUGUAUUCUUAG
This is a messenger RNA of Lactuca saligna, 1848 nucleotides long. The record is from the annotation of a GenBank genome assembly. NCBI's taxonomy places the organism in Eukaryota, Viridiplantae, Streptophyta, Magnoliopsida, Asterales, Asteraceae.